Messenger RNA from Mytilus californianus (California mussel), 445 nucleotides. RefSeq names its product cysteine-rich DPF motif domain-containing protein 1-like. The transcript has 4 exons. The coding region runs from base 9 to 317 and encodes 102 amino acids. The record is from RefSeq and is a predicted model, not a curated record. Lineage: Eukaryota; Metazoa; Mollusca; Bivalvia; Mytilida; Mytilidae.
GGUCCAGCAUGGAAGAAAACAAACGAUUUGUCUGUCAUUCUUGUAAAUUUUCAAGCGCUUAUCAUUAUUAUGGAACGAAACCAAAUUUUGCAAAGAAUAUCAUUUUGAUGGAAGACUCAUAUUUGUGCAAGGAUCCAUUUAGUACUGAGGGAGGCUUUAUUACUCUUGGCUCACACUGUUCCAUGUGUCAGCUGUCUGUCUGCUGUUCUAUGGAAUGUAGCUUGUUUUAUACAAAGAGAUUUUGUAUAGAUUGUGUUAAAUCAAAGAUUGGAAAGUUUCCUCAAGAAAUUCAACAGGAAAUUUCACGUAAAACUUGACAGAAAUAAGAAUAUUUUCAACAUGGAUGUCAUAGUUUAAAGCCAUCACAGAACAUGUGACGGAGAGCUUUUUAUGUUCCAGCAAACAUCAACUAAGAUUCAAAGACAGUAGUUAGAUUAAUACAAAU